GCCAGAGUCGCCGCGGGCUGCGACGCCACACGCCGCACACGCGACCGGACCACGCUGUUGGUCUCUGCCACUGACUCGGUAGGCCUCACCAGCGACGAGCUGACAGAGGGAAGGGAAGCGAGCAGAGAGGAUGGCGGACACGGACAACGCGUACGACCAAGAGUUCCGCCGCCUGCGUAGGCUCACCAGCCGCUACGAAGUCCGGCAAAUAUCCUCUGAAUAUGGAUUAACAGAAGACCAAGUAGCAGAGUUUAAAGAGGCAUUCAUGCUGUUUGACAAGGAUGAAGAUGGCACCAUAACUAUGGCAGAACUGGGGGUUGUCAUGAGAUCACUAGGGCAAAGACCAACAGAGACAGAACUGCGUGAUAUGGUGAAUGAAGUGGACCAGGAUGGAAAUGGAACCAUUGAGUUUAAUGAAUUCCUGCAGAUGAUGUCAAAAAAGAUGAAGGGUGCAGAGGGCGAAGAUGAGCUCCGUGAAGCAUUCAAAGUGUUUGAUAAAAACAAUGAUGGUCUGAUCUCGAAUUCAGAGCUACGGCAUGUAAUGACAAACCUUGGAGAGAAGCUAUCUGAUGAAGAAGUUGAUGAUAUGAUUCGAGAGGCUGAUCUUGAUGGGGAUGGCAUGGUCAACUACGAAGAAUUUGUAACUAUCCUGACAUCAAAGAAUUAGUCCAACUGCUCAGAAAGAUGUCAUGGAACUUGGGCAGAAAGAACAGCAAGGCUCUCAGGAGGCACUGGAGUUUGUCCUGAAGUCACAUAUAUCUACCAGAAUUAUUAAGGAAUUAUGAUGCUAUGUUGUGUUUUAGUUGGGUAAUUCCCUUUUCUUAUGGAUAAGGGACUUACAUUUUCAAGAGCUUCUGUGGUGGUUAUUGUACAACACCUUGUAUCAAUUUAAUAUGAAUUGAAAAUGAAAUAAGUUUUUAACAAUACAUGAAAGUGUUUAUUAUGCUGCUAUAUUUUUUCUUACUGUGAGUGAUAACACACACAGAGCAAAGAAUAAGUUAUUAAACUACUAUGAUUUUAGAUUUUAUAACAAAAAAUAAUAGGCCAAACAAAGUUGUUUAACAGUGUUUUGUACAGUUAGUGCUGCAAAAUUUCAGGCAAUUUGACCAGGAUCAUUAUUAUUUUUAAUACAUGUAACUUAAGCUGCAAAAUAUACAUAAAAAUAAGAUACCAUUUUUAAAUAUGGUAACUGUAUGUUAAACACUGAGAAACAUGGAAAGUGCUGGUCACUACAAUACUGUGCUUGUGUUGGAGCCAGUGACAAUGUCACUCACCAUCUGUAAGUAAUGGGAAAAUGUGGGGGCAACACAGUUAAAGGGAUGUGAACGCCUCUUCUGAUUCUGUAUGGAAACUAGAGAUCAACACAGAUCUCGAAUGAGACUGAGUUAUCGCUCUUCAUCUGAAUCUCCAAUAGCACAUUUUACCAUUUCUCAUAGUUGGCAUGUGCCAAAGUUUGUUUGUGUAUUGUUAUUCCCUGAAUGAUUUAUUUAAUUAAUUUAUUAAAUAUAUACCUCUUGAAAAUUUGAAACAAGAGCUCUGACAAAAAUAUGUUGUAAAUGUAUCAUUCUUAAGCAGUUAAAAGUAACUGAAUAGUUGUUGAUAGAUAGACAAUAACAUUGUUGAGGUUUUCUGUGGAUUUUGUUGAAAAUAUAAUGGAUGUACCAUUUUAUAGCUAUAUACAUAUGGCAUUUAGUUUCUAGUCUUUGGCUAUAUUUAUACAGUUGAAAACAGAGUUGAUUUACUUUAUAAUAUUGUACCCUGUUCCUUUAAGAUACAUGUCACUGUAUCCUGAGCAACUGCUGAUGUGGAUUACAUUCUAUAUUUUAAGACAUUCUUACAGUCAUUUCUUUGCUCAAGGUGUCAUUAAUAUUUUCAGAUAAAUUGUGCAUGGACAUUACGGGUUAAUUCAAAAUUUUAAUUCUUUAAAACCUUGUACAAUUAGCCAUUUAAUAUUUAUGUAUUAUACCAUCUUUAUGACAGUUUUUAACCUCUGAAACCAAAAGAUAAUAUAAAUUUGGAAAUUAUCAGCAGAUUUCUGCAAAUUCAUCUGAAAUCCAAUUUCAAGGGCUUUCUGAAAGGCAUUGUUAUGGAACACAGGGCAGGCAUUCCAGUAGUACACACACAGUUCUCGUACUUUGUUUAUGAUUAUUGUAUUAUAUAGCAUUUGAAAACCUUUCCUGAUGCUCACAAGCAGCAAUAAUUAAUUAUGAUUAGUUUUUAUGUGUUACAUAUAUCAGUUGUAAGUCACUCAUAAUUUACAUUCUUCUCAUUAUGAGUGGAAGAUCAUACUAUACUGGGUAUAACAUUUGAGCUUGGCAUUUCUAGAUGGUAAUUUAGAGGCAGAUCAAUAUGUUAGAGUGGCAACGGUUAGGGAGUAAUGUGUUCUUAAAUGUACAGUUAUAUUUACAGGAUGGAUCAGCAUGGUAACAUACACCCUUAGCACCCUUUGAAAGCUACCUGUAGAAAGAUGAUCUAAUUAAGAAAAUGUACCCAUCCAGCUUGUAUGCAACUUAAUACCCUAUCCCUCCAUAAUGCAAGAUAUUUAAGAUAUUUUUAAAUGUAUACUACAAAGUAGAAAAUGUGUGUAUGUUAAAUGUAAAUUGUGUAAAAAUAUUGUGAUGCACUUCACUUCAGUCUUCAAAUAGUGUCCAAUUUCAGUUGUUAUUCUGUUCAUUCAAAAUCAUUAUCCUUAAUCUGGUGGUCACAUGAUUAACGUCUCCUUAUGAUUUUGAUGUAGUUGUCUUAUAGAAACAAGAUUGGUGUCCCUUCAUAAGUUCUGUUUCUAGUUUGAAUUUAGCUGUGGAACCAAUGAAUCUGUUAUUUGUUAGUGUAAUUGUGUCAUAGUCAAGUGUAGAUUGAUGUGAUAUGUUAGGCAGAACAAUGUGUACUUUUAAACAACAUAUAUUAGUUUCAGCAUGGACAAGGAAAGCACACUAAUGAGGAGAGUUGAACAGUUACUUGAACAUUUCUGCCAUUUCCACUUCAAGAGGGGGCACCUGUUAAAAUGAUAAAGAAUUAUAACUUUUUGUACAUAGAAUUUCAUUUUAAAUGGGAUAAACACUUCCACGUUAGUGUUUCAUGACAAAAUCAAAUCCCUUUUCCUACGUUGAAAAAUUUUACUUUCUUCUUUGCAUUAUUUCUCUGUUUUGUUUUUAGUCCAGUUUCAAACUAAAACAAAUACAUGACAAAUACUUGCUGAACUGAUGAGCAGAACUCUAUUAAUUAGCUGGAAUUUAUAGAAAUAAUUCACAUUUCGAUUUAGCAUAAAUAACUAUAUUUUGGUUACAUUUUAUGAAGGUCAUACCAUAAAAUAUACAUCUGUGGGGGAAUAGUUUUAGAAUCCAGUACCACAUUAUAACAAAGGCAUUACUUGAUUAUUCAUAGACAUACAUAAGUUCAUCCACUAUUUUAUCCUAGUAGUCUUAAUUAAUAUAGAUUUAUUCUGUUCAGAAAUACUUCAGCUACAACAUACUCAGUUCUACAUCAAUGCAACUAUAGAGAACAAGCCAACAUCUAUUAAUUGGAUUAUAAGUAGAUCAAAUUUGCUAUCUACUGAUUUAUUUUCGGUACCUGUAUGAGAAUUUCAUUAAAUGAUAGAAAAUUGUAUCUAGCAGGAAGCAUACUGAACUGGCCAAAAUAUUUUCAGUGAAGGCCUCGUAAUGGAACACCAUCUAUCACUUUCACUUUCUUCCAAAUAUUCAAUCUUUUUAAGAAUAUGUUUGACAGUCAAAAGUGUUUUAUACUUUAUUGUUAGUUAGGAUGUGGAUACUAAAACCAAUUGCAUAUAGGGAACUGAACCAAAUUUCCAAAAAAUGAAAAUCUGAAAUUCUGUUUCACAUUGCUCCUUUUAACUAAUUCUCUGGAUUAGUCCACUUUUAGCUGAGUUGUAGAUAUCUAUUUUCAACAAAGUGUUGGUAAGUUUCACUUUCUGUGUGGAGCAGUUGUAAAACAGACUGAAUGUUACAGAUCAAAUGCAUGUUUGUAAUGCAUAUUUUAUUUCUAAAAUCAUUGUUACUAUGUUAAAUCAUUAUCAUUACAUAAUUGUGAGUACAUAUAUUUUGUUAACUGAUAUUUUAGUGUGAAAUCAUACAAGAUUAUAUUUUGCAUAUAUAAACUGCAUUAGUUCGGAAUAUUAAUGUGAUGAUAUAGAUAACAUACUUUUAUAGUAUCUUGGCACAAAGUCCAUAUUAGUGACCAGGCAGCCAACAUAAAAGUAUCCAUUCUCCCAAUUUACCAUGGCAACAGUAAGUGAAGAGGAUUUCAGCUUAAGAUAUCUGUAGCCUUCUUUCCAAUGUCACCGUCCAUGUUAUUUUCAGAUGUUUACUAUAUUUCUUUCUUGGAAUAUUCAGGUCAAGAAACAUAUGAUUUUACAAUGAUUCAUGGAAGAGAAUUUAUUAAAGAAGUGUGUUAUUCUGUAAAAUAAAUGUGUAACAAUUUGUGGAAUCCUUAUUCGUAAAAGAUGUACAACCAUUUUUUUAGGUUUUCAUUUGGGAUAAUAUGUAAAGAUAUGGAACUGUAUGUAAAAUUUUUGGGAUGUUUGAAAGUAAUUUUUAUAGAACAGUUCAUUGCAGUCAGCCAGGAAAUAUAGACAGGGAAUAUACAUAAAUAUACUAGAACAUGAUUUCAGUACUUGUAUACAAAUUGCAGUAAGCAUUAAGUUUGACUACAGAUCUCCUGCUGAAGGAAUAUUGUUAGUUUACACAGAUAAAAAAUGUUGGAAACUGUUUUUCAAUAAAUGUCCUGCCUGAAUUGCUAAAUAAGGCAGCAAAUAAAGCAAAGUAAGUGAAAGACAUAAAUAUUGUCUCUAUUUGUUUAGUUUUGCUAAGGGCACUGUCAUACUUAUUUUUUUGUUGGUGUAAUUCCUAGUAAUGACUUCCAAAAAUUAGUUUCUCCAUGGGUCUUUGUUUCUUGAUUGCAACAUGCUACCAAAUGUCAGUGUUAUUCACAUUUGGUAUUCCCUGUUAGAAAAGUAACAGACAUUUCCCACACUAGGAAAACUCUUGGAAAGAAACACUUGAACCAGGCCAUGGAAAAGAGCUGGUACUAUUGCAUUACUACCAUUGUACAGUUUUCAGUCAUUGUAAAUUUCAUACUGUUUCAUUAUUCAACUUUAGUGUGCAAAAGAAAAAAUACACAUGAAGUAAACUUAAUCAGUUUGAUUGUGUAUUUACACUGAGGGAAAGAGAUACCAGUACUUCAUAAGGCAACCCCAUACAGAACAUUACUUUGAAUGUGUAAUAUGCACUCAAAUUUUAGUAGCCAUAAUACAUUUUCAGUCUUCUGAAGCAAUAAUAAUAAAUACAAUUGUAAGACAUGUUACAGAUGAUUGCUAAUGUUUCAGAAAUAACACAAAAUCAGGGAUGCAGUUUAAAGUUGAAUACAUUAUAGUGCAUAUACUUAUAUGUAAAAGCAUAUCCUUUGAGCAAACACACAUGUGAAUUAUUUCCUUAACUUCUUUUUAAUUUAAUUUAAUGGUUCCAGAAAUAAGACAGACACAGCUCAGCUACCGGAUAUCACUGUAAACACUUUAAAAAAAGAGCUAAUCAAUAUGGAAGUAAACAAAAAGUUAUGUUUCAUUCUAGCUAAAUUUACAUUGUUCUAUUUAUGUAGCUACAAUGCCUGCUUAUAUUUCUGACACCAGAUGAAUGAGUGAGACAUAGUACCAGCUAAAGAUGAGCAUUAUAUUAAAAACAACACCAAAAACAGAACUAUAGCUUAUAAAAUAUUUUGCUGUGGAACAUGUAAUGUUAAUUAUGAGAAUUGGUACUACAAUGAGCUGGUAUUCUAUACACACUGAACCUUCAAUCUAUUAUGUAUUUGACAAGUCAGAUCUUUCUUUAUUAAUAGGUACUAAUAUCACCUGUCGAAAGUUAUGACCACCUAGUCAUCAACUCCUGAAACUUUGUGUGAAAACAAUGAAAUCAUUAAUAUAUUGUAGGACUGCUAAAUUAAAAGACAGUUCUGCUAUUGCCAGAUUUCACAUAAACUUUAUGUAGAUCUCAGUCAAGUUGUUGUAUUGCCUCAAAUAGUUAACAUGAAAAUUACUGAGGCAAUAUGUACAUUACGUUGUCUUACAACCAAUCAUGGAAAUAAUCUGGACAAUGACUCAGAUGCCCUUUAUUCCAAAAUAUUUACAUCUACAUGAGAGAUCUGGUGUGAAACUCUUGAAUAAUUCCAUUCUCAUGAAAACUAUCUACCUUCUCUCCCUUUGUAGUUAAUACAGAGGUCAAAGCCCAUACCAUUCCUCAGAGAUAAUACAGUUCCUCAUGUUAAUGUACCAAAGUAACCAGAGCACUCACUAUUUCACAAGAAAGUGCAAGCUCUUCUGAACAACAGUUUCAGUCAGUCAUUAAAACAUCAAAUAUGGUUAUAUCUGAAACAGACUUACCUGUUUCUCAGUGUUUCACUUAAAUUUUCCACCCUAUGAGAAGUUAUAGAGACUCUACUGUCUGGUGUCAGUGAUACAGUAGGUAUGGAAAGCAAUUUGUUUCCAUAGCAUAACAUUUAUUCUAAUUUUAUGUCAUUUUACAUCUGUCUCUUCUGAUUGGAAUGAAAAUUUAACUGUUUUGUUGCAAAAUUAUUGUUAUUGUUCUUACUCAGUGAUAUUUGAUUAUCAGAUUUGUCCACUGAUAUGUAGUUUUUGUGAAUGUCCAUAAAAACAAAAAAGAAAUAGAACAACAUUAGUGUAGCUUUUACAUGGAAUGAAAAUCCAAACAGGAAAUGCUGGUCGGAGAAAAUGACUACUAGAUCAGCUUUCCAGAUAAAUAAUGCUUGUAUAAAACUGCAUGUUUUCCUUAUUUUAAUAAGGAUUAUACAUAGUCAAGGUAAUAGAUCAAUCUAUAUUCUGUAAUUAAUAGAAGUAAAUGAUCAGUUGCUGGCUUAUGUUGAAUAUGUUACAGCAUUUUUAUCAUCACUAGUCACUUCUGUGAACUUUAACUAUCUAAUUAUCAGUGUAUGUGAAUUAUUUUGAACCUCUUUGGAAAUACAUAUAUUCAAGUAAGAGGUCUGCAGGUAUUUGAAAAGUAAG
Molecule: messenger RNA, 7027 nt
Organism: Schistocerca piceifrons (Central American locust)
Lineage: Eukaryota; Metazoa; Arthropoda; Insecta; Orthoptera; Acrididae
Product: neo-calmodulin-like
Exons: 7
Coding region: 131-667 (178 amino acids)
Molecular function (GO): enzyme regulator activity; calcium ion binding
Source: RefSeq, a predicted model, not a curated record